Molecule: messenger RNA, 837 nt
Organism: Cornus florida
Lineage: Eukaryota; Viridiplantae; Streptophyta; Magnoliopsida; Cornales; Cornaceae
Exons: 2
Coding region: 1-837 (278 amino acids)
Source: RefSeq, a predicted model, not a curated record
AUGGUUGACUUCAAUAACUGUCUACACAGGAAUGGUUUAGAGGACUUGAGAUACUCUGGCACCUACUUUACUUGGACUAACAGUAGCUUUGGCUGUGCCAACAUUUCAAGGAAGCUGGACAGGGUUUUAAUCAACCAAGCUUGGAUGGCUGUCUUCCCCAAGGCUACUUGUGAAUUUUUACCACAUGGAUGGAGUAUUCAUUUUCGAGGCAUAAAAAUGUUCUCUGUGGUGCAAAGGCUGAGAGCUUUGAAAGGUCCCUUGAAAACACUUAAUAGGAAGGAAUUUGGAGCUAUUUCCAGAAAAGUUACUGCCUGCAAAGAGGAAUUGGAACAUUGCCAAAGAAGCCUUGAUCUUAAUCCUGCUGAUGAUUUACUAAGAGUCAAUGAAAGGGACUUAGCAAGCAAAUAUUCAGAAUUGUGUUUGGCUGAGGAAAUGUUUUAUAAACAGAAAGCUCAAGUCCAUUGGUUGAAAGUUGGGGAUCAAAACACUGCCUACUUCAUGAGGGCUUUCUUAUCCAAGUCCAAUAAGAGGAAAAUUGUUGCAAUUGAGGAUCCAAAUGGUACCUCAGUACAAGGACAGGAACUGCAGAAUGAGUUUUUGAGGCACUUUCAAGAGUUGCUUGGACAAAGUUAUAACCAGUAUCCAGUUAUGAAUUCCUUCUCUGAUCUAUUCACCAAGGUAGUUCCAUCUCAUUUACUAUCUCAGCUCACUGCAAUACCAUCUGACUUGGAAAUUAAGAAUUGCAUCCUAUCUUUUCACCCUUACAAAAGCCCUGGACCUGAUGGCUUCAAUUCUUGCUUCUUCAAACAUACUUGGCUAGGUGACUGCUGCAAUUAA